AUGGAAAUUCCUAUAAAAUAUAAAGACUUUUCGCGUUUGUCGAUGGACGAAAAAUUAGAAAUUAAAGAAACUGGACGUCCAAAACCGGAAUUAAAUAUAGAGUGUUCUUCGAAAAGCCGCGGCAAAACCUACAUUAGAAAAUUUAACGUAAACAUUUAUUCUAAGUACAAUUGGAUUUGUGGUUGUGACAUUAAACAUAAAUUAUUUUGUUUUACUUGUGUACUGUUUGGUGGUGAUGUGCAUUGGACAAGCCAUGGUGUUAGUGACUUAACGCAUUUAAGUGAAAAGGCUAAGGCUCAUGAAAAUUCAAAACAACACAUAAGUAAUGAGAUGCGUUUUGCCUUGUUAGGAAAAGUGAAUAUACAAGAACAACUUGACACGGCGUUUUGGCAAAAUAUAGCUGUUCAUAAUGAAAAAGUUGCAAAAAACAGGUUAGUGCUUUCAAAAAUUAUAGAUGCUAUAAAAUUUUGCGGCAUGUUUGAGCUUGGAUUAAGAGGCCACGAUGAACGUGAAACUUCAAAAAAUCCUGGAAUUUUUCUAGGUCUUAUCAAUUAUACUGCUGAACUGGAUAAAACAUUAAAAGAACAUUUAGAAUCCUCUACUGUUUUUAAAGGAACAUCGAAAGAAAUCCAGAACGAUUUACUAGACUGCAUUUUCGAAGUUUAUCGAGAAACAGUUACCAGGGAAAUACAUGAUGCGGAUUUCUUGGGGGUUAUGGCCGACGAAACCACCGACGUUUCUUCAAAACUUCAAACAGUUCUGGUUUUUCGUUAUAUUAAAGGAAGCACAGCAGUUGAGCGAUUUUGGGGCUUUUUUACCAGCGCUCAACAAACAGCUGAUUCGCUUAGCUCCCUCAUUUUAAAUGAACUCCAACCCUUGGUAGGGCAAAAUCCAAAUAAAAUGAUUGCUCAAUCGUACGAUGGUGCAGCAGUAAUGAGCGGGAGACAUGGAGGAGUUCAGGCUAAAAUUAAGGCAAAAUAUCCCUUAGCUCAUUUUGUGCAUUGUUAUGCACACAAGUUAAAUUUAAUAAUGACACAAGCAGCCUCUCAAAACAGUGAUGUUCGGAUAUUCUUUGGAAACCUCUCUGAAAUACCAAUAUUUUUUUCUAACUCUAGUCAACGAGUCCAUUUUUUGAAUAAAGUAGUUGGGCGUAGAAUUCCAAGAUCUGUGCCCACUAGAUGGAAUUUUAAAAGCCGCACAGUAAAUGUUGUUUUUGAAUAUAGGGAAGAUUUGAUAGAAUGUAUGGAAGAAAUCGAAGAAACAUCUGGUAUUAAUACUACGACAAAAAAUCAGGCAGGAGCAAUAAGAAGACUAUUGCAAGAAAGAUCGUUUGUCUUUUGGCUUACCCUAUUUCACUACAUUAUGCCUCAUGUAGAUAUUUUGUAUAACGAACUACAAAAGAAUUAUAGACUCCGUUGA
This is a messenger RNA of Sitophilus oryzae (rice weevil), 1419 nucleotides long. Its product is annotated as zinc finger MYM-type protein 1-like. The record is from RefSeq and is a predicted model, not a curated record. Lineage: Eukaryota; Metazoa; Arthropoda; Insecta; Coleoptera; Curculionidae. The transcript has a single exon. Bases 1 to 1419 code for a protein of 472 amino acids.